Molecule: messenger RNA, 4545 nt
Organism: Uloborus diversus
Lineage: Eukaryota; Metazoa; Arthropoda; Arachnida; Araneae; Uloboridae
Product: SH2 domain-containing protein 3C-like
Exons: 10
Coding region: 395-2497 (700 amino acids)
Biological process (GO): positive regulation of peptidyl-serine phosphorylation; small GTPase-mediated signal transduction
Molecular function (GO): guanyl-nucleotide exchange factor activity; phosphotyrosine residue binding
Source: RefSeq, a predicted model, not a curated record
CCCACUGGCCGCAUGAAAGCGGGGUAAAAAAAAUUAAAGGCGGCAGCAAACGAGCGACGCAAUGACUCACAAGCUGUAAAAAAAGGUCGUGCUCCUUUUUACAGCACUGCAUCGCAUCGCCUCAGCGAGCUGUAAAGCAGCUCAAUAUCACUGCAUGGAUAAGCGCCGGUGAAAUUUUCAGGAGCUGUCAUUAUCACUGUGUGAAUUCUGCUCGCACUCUGCCGCCAAAGUGAGGAAAUGUGAAUUUCUGGAGUGUGAAGAGUGUUGUUGUGUAGGCGUUCGGCUAAGCUGUGGAAUGUGAUGCACUUGGCGUUUUCCUUCUUGAAGGUUGCGCCCAUGUUUCCAUACCAGAAGGCUUAGUACACCUGGAAGCAGAAGGUCCUCCAGGUGCAGUAUGGAGCCGCUGACUGGAACAGAGGCCUCUCCCGAAGAACUGAAGAAAGCCCUAGAAUGGGAGCUGAGCCUGGACAACAACGACCUGAGGAGUCACGCGUGGUACCACGGCACCAUACCCAGGCCCAGAGCUGAGGAACUCAUGUCGGACGAGGGAGACUUCCUGAUUCGGGAUUGUAUAUCCAGACCCGGAGAUUAUGUGCUGACUUGCCGGUGGCGGAGUACAUCUUUGCAUUUCGUCAUAAAUAAGGUGGUAUUUCAACCAUUUACGGUCUACGAGCGAAUACAGUACCAAUUUGAGGAUGACUGUUUCGACACUGUUCCAGACUUAGUUACAUAUUACGUAGGAAACAAACGACCAAUAUCUGCUGCCUCUGGCGCUGUGAUAUCCAAACCUGUCAACAGGAGCAUGCCCCUCUCCUAUUAUGCCACACGGUAUGGGUUAGAAUGCCAAAUGCAUUAUGCUGCCCUUGCAUUGGAAAAAGUGGCGGGAAGUCAAGAAUCUCUCUCGGGGAAGUUGUCACGCGGUGGUAGUGGAGAAAAUUUAAAUCAAGAGAGAAGACUAUCUACACCAGUCGAAUCUUCAGAUUCACAUCCAAGUGGCGUUGCAACGAUGCCUCGUUCCUCGGUAGAUUAUCCUCGGAAAUCUUUACCAAAUUUUUCAACUUUGCAACACCCUGGAGGCUGUAAAAAGGAUGUAUUUACAACAUUGGCUCAAGAUAAGAAGAGUCCAAAGCAGAGAUCCAGUCAAGAAAACAUUCAAGAUGUAAGUGGCAAGGAGGAUGAUACUCCACCACCGAAACCUAGUCGAGUGCCAUCUAAAAAAUAUGGUACAACUUCUUAUUCAUCUGGGCAUGAAUCCUCAAAUAACAAAAUGGGAAACCAGACAACUCCACCUCCACAUUUAUACUCUGAAUUAAAUUUCAUAAAUAAGCCUGUCAAUGGAAAUGUACAUAAAUUAGAAGGUUGUGAUGCAAAAAGCAACCAUGAAUGGACAAAUAUGGAAAAUAUAAAAUUUGUUCGUUCAUCUGAAGAGAAUUUAAACAAUGGCUUAAAUAAGGAAUCGAUGAAGGAACACUUGAAAGUAGAUAUUAAUCCACCAUCCAGUUUCGAUUUAGCUGAUUUUAAUACAGUAUUGCUACCAACUGAAAACAAGCCAUUGGACCCACCAGCACUGGCAAAAAUUAGAUGUAUGUUAUUGGAAGGAGGAGGUAGAAUAAUUGCCAGCCAUUUAACCAAAGUAGAUUUGGAUGUCCUGAAGUUGAGUCGAGCAGCAGAUUUAGGAUUAGGUGUCCUGACUGGAUUCGAGAUGCUGGUUUUACCCCAAGGUCAACAGCUCAGAUUGGAUCUUUUGGAAAGAAACGACUGUUUGAAGUUCUUUGUGGCAAUAACUAUAUUGACCUGUGGAGAUGAAGAAGUUCGUGCUCAAGUUCUCAACAAAUGGAUUCAAAUUGCAAUAGAAACAAAAACAGCUCUGGGAAAUCUGUACGGAUUUACAGGCAUAAUGAUGGGUCUUGCCUUACCUCAAAUUUCUCGCUUAAGGUGUACUUGGUUGAAACUUCGGCAGUCCUUCACAGAAAAUGCUUUUACAUAUGAAACAAAACUGAGACCCACCCUAAAAAAUAUGCAAGAGUGUUCCAAUCCUCAAGCACCAAACACAUGUGUUCCAUAUUUGAUGUCGCUAAUCUUAAUUAUGCAAAAGCACAACGAAAUUGUAUCAGAACAAGAUUGCUUUCCACAAAUUGAAGAAAAACCUCAUAUUUCUUCGUUUGACACUUUAUCCUCUUCAAAUAAGGAGAAAAGCAAAAUAUUAAGCUUAGGACUCCAAUGGGAACAAACUGCUGCAGAUUACGGACUUCAGCUUCUUUUGACACACCUGGAAAUUGGACGCUCCAUAACUCAGCAAUGGCCAAUGUACAAAAGAAAUAGUGAAAUAGUCCUUGAAAAUAUAAAAUAUGAUGACUUGAUGUUAGAUGUCUUUCGGACUGAGUUCCAUUUGAGAUUCCUAUGGGGAAGUAAAGGUUGUCAUGUUGUAGCAAAAGAGAGGUAUUCAAAGUUCGAUCAAGUACUAAAUGUCAUGUCAGAAAGGUGUGAGCCUGUUUAAGUUUUAUAUCUUUUAAUGUGUAUAAAAAGUUGUGUUUUGUUCCUGUUAAAAAAAAAAAAAGUAUCUACACAGGGUUCGUACUUAUUUUUUAAUGAAAAAAAUUAAGGAUAUUCAAGUACUUCGCCGCAUGUGUGUUGCUAGACUUGAAAAAAAAAAGUUCCUCUCCCAAACAAGGUAAUAACAAAUACAGGGUUAAGAACUAAAAUUAAGAAAUUAUUUUUUAAAAUCAGCUCUCAUAAAUUGAGCAGCAAUUUGUACAUUAAAUCAUAUUUUAAAAUAUCUUUUCAAGUUCCAAAUUCGUAAUGAAAGCAAAUAUGAAUUAAGAUUUUAAUGGAAUAACUUGUGCAUUACUUAUUUUCAAAAAAAAAAAAAAAAAAAAAUCCAAACAAUUUUGAAUCCUUUUUUACAAUUUAUGCAUAGUUCUGUUUUUAAGAAUAUAUUUACAUUAGUUGUUAUCAAUAUCAAAAUUAUUGUUGGAUUUUGAUGACGUUUUUAUUCGUUGAGCUUGAUGAAAAAAUUCUUAUAGCUUUCACAAAGUCUUAUACUUUUGCAAAAUACAGCUAUUUAAGCAUAGAUUGUUUUAAUAAUAGGAAAUGUUACAUUAAACUUUUAAUUAAUAUUGCUUGGAUGGCAAGUUUUCCAAAGUAAGCUCUCUUUUUGCUACAAUGCUGUUAGUAACUUGAUUGUAUCAAAGAUUUUUCCUAUGACAGUAGCUAUACUGAUAUUGAUUUCCUUUUGCAACUUAGCAAAAAUUUUGUUUUUAAGAGAUCAAAGUAAUUCCACUAACAGUAUAUAAAACUCUUUAGGUGCUAACUAUAGUUAAAUAAUAACUUGGUACACCAUGCAACUUAUGGAGUCCUUAAAGUCGAAAUUUUUAGAGUUUGUUGCCAACUUUAUUCAUUUCUAUUUAUUUCAAAAAAUUAUUAUACUAUUUACUUGUACUUAAAAAUAUUAGAACUUUCAAGUUAAAAUUAGGACAGGAAAAUUUUAGCUAAUUUAAAAAGACUUUACCGCAUUUCCUAAGAAUUUAAGCAAUAUUUAAGGAUGUACGAACCCUGUUAUAGUUUCAUCUAUAGAGCUUAAUUGAUAAUUUGAACUGCUUUUCUAUUGCUAAACAACCAAUAUUGCACAAGGUGGACUUGAAGUUCAAUUCAGAUUUCUUCAAACCACAGACGAACAAAUAUUUAUUGAUGCUGAUUACUUAAUAGAUAUCUAAGCAUGCAUUUUAUUCAUUGUAUAUUGAAUGUAAUAUAACUAAGAGUAUUUGAACAGUGGAAAACUCUUAAUAAUAUGAGGAGUGUUUUUGCAGAGUGCAUUACGGUUAAAACAUACUAGUCUCUAAAGCUCAAGAACCUGUUCAGAAUCAAUUUAGUUUAAAAAAUAAUUCUUAAAAAAUGAAGCUGCAUGCACAAUUAGGCUGACAACGCAAGAAAUUCAUUUUAAGCAAAAGAGGACCAUUUCAAAAUGUAGGAAGUACCUUGGAUAAUUUUGGAUACUGAUUUAACUCAGGGUUGUUAUUUAUGAAGCAUGUUAUUAAUAUAGCCAAGAAAAACAUUAAUAAACUAUUCUAAAUAUUUACAAAAAAAAAAAAAAAAAAUCUUGCAUUUGAAACUAAGAAUUAAUGUUCACUUUGUAUAAUAGCUUGUACAUUUAUCUGCAAAAAUAGAUUGUUAACUUUUGGUAAUGUAUAUUUACCAGUGAAUGAUUUUUCUGAGGUCCAAUAAAUACUUUAACAAAUAAGUAUCUCUUCUCAUAACUGGUGCAUAGACUAUGCAAUGAAAUUUUUUUUUUGUUUUAAUAUAUAUUCAUGCAUAAAAAUAUAUGCAACUCUUUUUUUUUCAAUGUGAUAUGUUCUAGUCAAUGUACAUAAAUACUGAAUUUGUAUAUUUGUUUGUAAGUACUUUUUUUGUAUAUCAAUAAAUUAUUGUUCACACAAUAUCCUCUUAGAUUAGUUCCACUUUAUUGUGGUUACUUUAAGUUCAAAAAGUCAAUGUAAGUGUCAAGUAAAUGUCAAUAAGAACGGAUAAGAAAUAAAGAAACAUUUUACU